This is a messenger RNA of Fukomys damarensis (Damara mole-rat), 237 nucleotides long. Its product is annotated as keratin-associated protein 19-3. The record is from RefSeq and is a predicted model, not a curated record. Bases 1 to 237 code for a protein of 78 amino acids. The transcript has a single exon. Lineage: Eukaryota; Metazoa; Chordata; Mammalia; Rodentia; Bathyergidae.
AUGAGCUACUACGGCAGCUACUACGGAGGCCUGGGCUACGGCUAUGGAGGCUUCGGUGGCCAGGGCUGUGGCUGCGGCUGUGGAUGUGGCAGCUUCGGCAGACUGGGCUGGGGCAGGGGCUAUGGCGGCUAUGGCGGCUAUGGCAGCUAUGGAUUUGGCUCUGGCUUUGGAAACUACGGAUACGGCUGCUGCCGCCCAUCGUACUAUGGAGGAUAUGGAUUCUCCGGAUUCUACUAA